This is a messenger RNA of Magallana angulata, 1862 nucleotides long. Its product is annotated as piggyBac transposable element-derived protein 4-like. The record is from RefSeq and is a predicted model, not a curated record. NCBI's taxonomy places the organism in Eukaryota, Metazoa, Mollusca, Bivalvia, Ostreida, Ostreidae. The coding region runs from base 1 to 1143 and encodes 380 amino acids. The transcript has 6 exons.
AUGGCCGAGGAGAUCCGUCGCGAGUUGACAAGUAAUCCGCGAAUACAUGUUUUAUUACAUUUCAGACUUCAUAAAAUCAGACCACUUAUCGACAUGACAAGAGGAAAUUUCCAGAAGUUUUACAAACCAGGGAAGUGUCAGAGUAUAGAUGAAGGAAUGAUAAGGUACAAGGGACACCAUUAUGCACAGCAGUACACGCCAGGAAAACCAAUAAAGCGCGGUCUAAAGAUAUGGAUGAGAUGUGAAACAAGUGGCUACACCAAUGAUUACAGAGCGUAUCUUGGUAAACAUGAUUCAAUGUGUGGCCCAUCACUAGGGGAACGAGUCGUCAAACAUUUAUGCAAGCCACUGAAGUGGAAAGGUCAUCAUGUGUUCUUCGAUAGAUAUUUCACUUCUAUUCCUCUUCUCCAAACUCUUGAAUCCUACGGUGUUUAUGGUUGUGGGACUUUAAUGGCAAACAGGAAAGGGUUUCCCUCACAGCUGAAGAACCCACACCUUCCUGAGAGAGGAGAUGCUGAACAGAUGCAACAUAGUAACCUUGUUGCCACCGUAUGGAAUGAUGCUAAACCUGUUCACAUUGCAUCUACAACAUCGGACCCUCUCGGAGAUGGCCCAGCUCAAAGAAGGGUUCGGGGUGGUGGUGUUAUCAUCAUUCAGCGCCCGCCUGCAGUUGAGCACUACCAACAACACUACUAUGGUGUAGACAGAACACAACAGUACAGAUCCAAGUGUCCAGUUGGCCGUCCAUCCAAAAAGUUUUGGAAGUAUCUGGUCAACUAUAUUUUUGAAAUUUCUCUGAUCAACACAUUCCUUCUUUGGUUUGAAACCCGAGGAACAAGAAAACCAACAAAACAUUUCUCUAUGGUUGACUGCAACUUGUCUAUCGCGGAGAAACUUAUUGGUGAUUUCUCUAGCAGAAAGCGGGCACCUUCAUGUGGAAGGGGAGUUGCAGGUAUUAGUGUUGCUAACAUCAACCGGCACAUCAGCACAAAGUUGACAAGACCGCGAGGAAGAUGCAAACAGUGCAAGAAGAAUGGCAGAAGAAUUGACACUUUUUUUGGUUGUAGCAUUUGUAAUGUACAUCUGUGUAGAGGAGCUUGUUUUCAGGCCUAUCACUCUUAUCAUCACUUGCUUAUGGAAUAGGUUUAUAUAUCAUGAAAUGUCUGUUAUAAUUGCAUGUUUUGUUCAAAUAAUAUGCGUUUACUUUAUUUGGUGGCUCCAAGCACUUAUCUAAUCCACUCAAAUGGUAUGCAUUUUUUAAAAAUGUGAUUUUGUCGUAUACCAUGUAUUUUUAAAACCUAAAUCUAAAAAAUAAUCUAAAUAUGUUAUUGAAAAGAAAUAAACUAUUCAUCACUGUGUGUUGGUAACUGUUGCCAUGACAACCAUUUUUAAUUUAUGUACAUGUAUUUCAAAUUUCUAUUGUAUACCAAAGCUGAAUUCUUUAUUCAUUGAUUUUCUUGAAAAAUUAAUAAAAUUUCUUCGUUUCUUUCCAUUUGAAUUUUGUUGUAUUCAUAACGAAAUAAUUUUAUUGAGAUACCUUAAUAAGCUUGUGGUUUUGUUGCUAUGAUAACUAUUGUUUGUGCAUUUUCAAGAAUGUAUAAUUAGAAAAAAAUAUAUCGUCGGUAACAUUAUAUACCACAUUGUAGACUGUUAUUGCCUUUUUUGGGUCACUAAAGACACACUUUGAAACUUUAUUACAAUUGUUUGUUGUUACUUUCAUUUUGAUCAGAAAAUGCCAAAUGUUGCGCAAAGCAACAUAAAAAAAAGUUGUUUCAAAUUGUUUUGAUUAGAAUUUCAGCUGUUCAAUAAUACUUUAUAAUGUAUUUUUCUGUAGAAUAUUCUGUAUAUUACUUUAUCAUUCA